This is a messenger RNA of Corapipo altera (White-ruffed manakin), 1118 nucleotides long. It is a transcript of the gene APEX1, whose product is annotated as apurinic/apyrimidinic endodeoxyribonuclease 1. Gene Ontology annotation, cellular component: nucleus. The record is from RefSeq and is a predicted model, not a curated record. The transcript has a single exon. Lineage: Eukaryota; Metazoa; Chordata; Aves; Passeriformes; Pipridae. Gene Ontology annotation, biological process: base-excision repair. The annotation marks the transcript as partial. Gene Ontology annotation, molecular function: phosphoric diester hydrolase activity; DNA-(apurinic or apyrimidinic site) endonuclease activity; double-stranded DNA 3'-5' DNA exonuclease activity.
GGAGCCCCCGAGCACGACUCGGAGGGCCGGGUGAUCACGGCCGAGUUCCCGUCCCUCUUCGUGGUCAGCGCCUACGUGCCCAACGCCGGGCGGGGCCUGGUGCGCCUGGAGCCGCGGCUGCGCUGGGACUCGGCCUUCCUGGAGUUCCUGCGGGGCCUGGACGCCCAGAAACCCGUCCUGCUCUGCGGGGACCUCAACGUGGCGCACCAGGAGAUUGACCUGUGCCACCCCGGCUCCAACCGCGCCAGCGCUGGCUUCACGCCGCAGGAGCGCGAGGGCUUCUCUCGCCUGCUGGGCGCCGGCUUCGUCGACUCCUUCCGCCGCCUGUACCCCGAGGCGCGCGGCGCCUACACCUUCUGGACCUACCUGGGCGGCGCCCGCGCCCGCAACGUGGGCUGGAGGCUCGACUACUUCGUGCUGUCCCGGCGCCUGGCCGACGACGCCCUGUGCGACAGCAAGAUCCGCAGCGCCGUGCCCGGGAGUGACCACUGCCCCAUCACCGCCUACCUGGCCAUGUAGGGCAGUGACCACUGCCCCAUCACCGCCUACCUGGCCAUGUAGGGCAGUGACCACUGCCCCAUCACCGCCUACCUGGCCAUGUAGGGCAGUGACCACUGCCCCAUCACCGCAUACCUGACCAUGUAGGGCCAGCACCAGGGCUGGGAGCGGGGCAGGGUGGGCUCCAAGGGGGGGAAAGGCGGCUUAGACGGCACCAGAUCAGCUCCAAACGGCCCUAAGGUGGCUUAAAUGGCACCAGAUUGGCUCCAAACAUUGUUAAAUUGGCCCCAAAUUGGCUUCAGCAGCACCAGAUUGGCCCCAAACAGCAACAGAUUGGCUCAAAAUGGGCUUUGAUGAUGUCACCGGCUCCUUUUGCCUCCGAUUUGCCCCAGAACAGCCCCAAACUGGGGCCAAAUCCCCCCCCACAGGCCCCUCCCCCAUCCCCAGGCCCCUCCCCCGCCCCACAGACCCCUCCCCCGCCCCGAUAUAUUUUAAUAAAGCUCAGUUUUGGGGGCAAAUCCAGCGAUUUCGGGUUUAUUUACACGUCAGGCCCCGCCCCCCCCCACCAGGGGGGGUUAAUUAACAGGGCUGUUAAUUAAAUAAUAAUAAUAAUAUACAUG